This is a messenger RNA of Trichobilharzia szidati, 987 nucleotides long. The record is from the annotation of a GenBank genome assembly. Lineage: Eukaryota; Metazoa; Platyhelminthes; Trematoda; Strigeidida; Schistosomatidae.
AUGCUUGGUGAUGGAUCUGGAGAUGAGUCGAAACAUCUUAAUACUGUUCAAACGAUUGGUGAAAGAACUAGUCGUCGGAAUGCUUUUGAAAGACUUGGAAAAGUUGUUGGACGUGUUGGCCAAAAUAACCAUAAUGGUUCACGUGUUGGUGGCGCAGGCGGUCAAGCCAAUGUUGGACUUUUGGGAGAUGCUAAUGUUGGAAAUCAACGAUAUUCGACUUCCACAGAGAGAAGAAGUUUAAUGAGUUUCCCUCCUAUGACGCCAUUACUUAAUGCUAGUGGUUCAAGUUUGUCUUCGUCAGGAGCUGCACCGCUGCUGCAAGUAACCGCAGCUGCUGCGGCUAUGGCAGCAGCUGCAGCGAUGGCUGCGAUCAAAUCGUCAGGAACGCAAUCAGUCAAUUCUCAAACCCGUAGUGGAACAUCUAAUCUCAAUCCUACAAUGAGUUCCAGAUUGCCAGUGCAACCUCCCACCCUUCCUAACAUAUUUUCAAAUUAUCCAACUCCCAGUGGUUCUCUAUCACGUCUAAAUGCAUCAAAUUCCUCAAAUACUACUCUGCUACCUUUCCUUCAGCAGCAGCAACUUCGUAUUUCUGGGUCGGCAGCAAGCGCUGCUGCGGGGGCUGCUCUUUCUCAGGCAUUGCAGCAAGCUCGUGGUUUGCCUAAUCCAUGUAUGGUGACGCGGUCUGGGAUGGCAAUCAAUCCUGCAGUAAACAACGUGCCUUUAGAUGCUCGAGCUAAAAGAAGUCGUUCAUGCUCUACCAGCGAUAGCGUAUCUUGCAGUUACGCUCGUGAACGUAAUCCAAGGCACCGAAGAACUGAUGACUAUGCAGUACCGGGGUCCCCGCGAUUUGACUCAAGUCGACGGAACUCAAACUCUCCGAGGUUAGGUGUUGUUGAGCAGUGGACACAAGAAACAGAGAUUUGUGCUAAUUUAUUUGUUGAUUAUUUAUUGACUGUUAACCUAUGGUUUUUAUUAUGCCUUACGUGA